AUGUCAAUAUUCAAAAUAAAACAGUGGUGGUCUAAUGAUAAAUCUCAGAGCGCGGAAUAUGAUGAUGGCAUUCAAAAUAGUAAUUGUAUUAAAGCAGAUAAAUUUGAAUCCCACAAAGAUAGUGAUUGCUUGAUUAUCGGCCAAGGUUCAUUGUUGAACAUAUAUAAACCUACUACUGAAAACAAAAAUCCUCAUCCAAUUUUAGAAACUAAUUUGAACGAAAUUAUAUUACAAGUAGAGACGGGUAAAUUUGUAGCAGAUUCAGCUGAUAGACAAAUAUUGUUAUUACAUCCAAAUAGCUACGUCGUUUACUUUUUAAAACGCAUUGGUGGUCAUGUAGAUGUCGGGGAACAAAACUCUCUUACUGAUGUUAUAAAACAUUCAUUCAUUAGAAGGGCUGCUAGUGUUAUUUCUGGCCCUUUCGGAGCUUCAAAAGGCAGAGAUCUAAUAUGUAUUCAAGCUAUGGACGGUACCUUAAGUUUCUUUGAUCAAGAUACUUUUUUGUUCAUGUGUGUUUUUAACGACAUCAUAAUACCAGGGCCGAUAUGUUACACAGCUAACAGUGAUCAAUUCGUCAUUUGUAAAUCGACUUGGAUAAUGGAAAUAUUCAGUUUUCAGCAAUUAAAUGAAUUAAGCGAAUUAAGUAUUCGGCAAAACAAGAAGAAUAUUCCUCAAUGGAGUUUUAAUCCGGGAGAGGAAAUUAUAUCUCUUCAAACCGUUCGAACUAGCAACAAUUUUUCUACAAUUGUAGCAAUAGGAGAAAGACAUCUAUAUUGCUUUCAAGAUAACGGUUUAAUGAAAUAUAUGAUUAAGUUCGACUAUAUGCCAAUUUGUUUUCAUGCAUAUUUGAUCGGAUGGUACUAUGAACCUAAUUCCAGAUUACUCAUAAUGGUAGCUUCUGAAGAUUCAAAGCUAAAUAUAUAUGAGGGAACAUCACUUUUAUGGUCUUGUGAUUUAAUGCAUAAAGUUAUAUCAAUAGCCCGUUGUUAUUUGAAUUCCUUAUCAGGAGGUAUUCUCACGCUUUCUACUGAAGGCGUUGUGAACGUUAGCUAUCUCGGAACGGAGCCAGAUUUAAAUGCAAGUGGAAAUGCAAUGAAUGAUAUUGCUGAUGCUAAUCAGAUUCAAGCAGAAUUAGAUAUCGUAGAAGAAUCUUUGAAAAAAAUAAUGGACGCUAAAGGAGAAGUGGAUGAAGAAGAUAUAGAACUUGACCAUUUGAUGAAAAUAAAAAUUGAUGUUGGAAAUUUAUUAAACAAACCUAUUACCGAUUUUUCCGAUAAUAGGAUGAGAGCUUUGCAAACAUGUCCUUUAAUUAUUAUAAUAACCUGCGAAAAUCCUAAAUUGAUUCAGAGUUUACAAAUAACUUAUUACUGUAUUCCACCUAUCGUUAGUUUAGAGAACACACAGUGCCUGGAUGAGAUAAAUGGCACUGAGAUAUUAGAAAAUUACCUGUUCUUGUUUGAUGAUGGCGAUGUAUCAGAUUGUGGAUUAAAUAUAGAAUUUACCGUCGUACAAAAUAAUGGCAAGAUACAUAUAUUUUCUAGAAGACUAAUAAUACCGAUUAAUUUUUAUUGCGUACCAACUGAGAUUGUAAUGGAAAAUGAUUUUAAAAUAAAUAUAAGUACAAAUAGGCCAGCUUUGGAUUUCGUUGAAAUUUUUAGUGAUUUCACGAGAGAUGAACUUAUAAAUUUUAUAACUGAAAAUAUGUUGACAUUAAAAUAUAGAACAUCAGACAAUACAGUCACCCUUAAAAUUUCUGAAAAUAUGUAUAGCAUAGAAGCAAAUGAUUUCAUGGAAAUGUCGCCAGUAAUAGAUUACAUUAUAAACUUCUUAAAAAGUUAUCAUGAAAAACAGGGUGCUAGUGAUUUUAGCAUACAUUGUAUAGUGAAUGGAGAAUUAAUAAAGCAAAUUAUACACGCAUUUUUAAAAAGUAUCGAAGGGCAUGCUAAAGAGAGGGUAAAAUUAAAAAAUUUAGAGGAAGAGCUGAACAUUCUUCAAAGACAAUUUACGUUAGUACAAAAACGCCUUUUAGUUCAAUAUGGAUCACUGCCGCCAGGAAACUGUGAUCCAUUGGAAUUUCUCAUGUACGAUACACACGAACGAAUAAAGAUGGCGGCGUAUGGAAUGAUACAGAGUAAACAAAAUGUUCUCAGUGCUGGUAACAAUUUAAGAAGAUAUGGUUCUUUAAUUGUUCACAUAUUGAAGCAAACGGUAACCGAUAAUUUGAAAUUAAAACUUAUAGAAGAAAUGUUAGCAUUGGACACUCUUAACGGCCAGUUUCAAGAAUGGGAAGAGGCUGUUGCACAAGGACUGUCUUACAUUCUGAACAAAAUAUUCAAGAAAUCUGACAAAGAUAAAGAAAAGCUAGCACCAGUCAUCGACCAAGGCAUACUUUCACAAACCAAUCUUAAAAAGCUUUUAAAGCAAUUGCGUAUUAUGUUUGAAAAGGUGUUUGCCGAUCAAAAUAUAGAGGAAAAGGGAAAGAUAACACGAAUAGAGGAAUUUGUUGAAGUGAUA
Brenthis ino (lesser marbled fritillary) is the source of this 2514-nucleotide messenger RNA. Lineage: Eukaryota; Metazoa; Arthropoda; Insecta; Lepidoptera; Nymphalidae. The record is from the annotation of a GenBank genome assembly.